AGCUCCGUAGAUUUCCCACAUGCACCCGGAAGAACCAAAAAUCAAGAACUCGUUUCGACUUUUAGAUAGAAAAACUUUAAAUUUUAAAUUUAGAGAGGACAAAAAUGAUUGUCCACAGAUAUUGAACAGUAUCGUCAGUUUGUGUUGUGUAAUAAUCAAUUGAUUUUCUGGUUCAUUUUAGCUGGCGUGCUGGUUUCCCGUUUACUCCUGUGCAGAAACCUACUUAAGAUUGUUAGUAUGCAUAAUGUAUGUUGGGUGCUUUUGUGAAGGCGAACCUUAAGAUGUCAACAUGUCAGCUUGGAAACCUCUGCCCCUGAACAUAAAAUCCCAGAACAGUCUUGCCGCAAAGGGUUUCCGCAGCGUAAGGCCAAAAUUCCUCACAUGUGACAGGAAGCCAGCGCUCCAGCAAAAUGGGAAGGUGGACACCAAAGAGAGAAAUGACAACACACGUACAGAAGAUUGCCUCUCUUCACAUCUACCAAACCAAGAGACACCUUCGAUGAGAGCUCAGUCAAGCAUCCCACGUGAUAAUGAAACAGACUUCAAGGACAAAGAAGUUAAUACAUCUGAUUCAGAAAUGGACCUCCACCCAGUCUACAAAAUCACGCUUCAAACUGCGGGACAACAGAUGACCACUGCCAAUGUUUUACCUGCUACUUCUGCAAUAACUUCAGAAAAGGGAGCCUCGUCUUUAAUAACAGAAAAAGUUCCAUCUGAAGUUAUGCCAAAGGCCUGGUACAUAUCAAUGUUUAAAGAUGAUCACACCAUACAAAAGGCAGAUGAUGAUGGAUGGUCUUCUAAUACCGAGGCCAGGCUGGAACCUAACGCAACUAAACAGUCCUUUCCCAGCUCUGCCGUAGUUCUUACAUCAAGGUUAACAGAACCAUUUCCCUACAAUUCAACAACCAAGGACAAGUGUACAAUCAAAAUGCCAUUUCUGUCAGACCCACAGCGCAAUUCUGAUGAUGAAAUGCAAAACUGUAACACUCAGUCGCAGUGUCUACAGCCUAAAUCUUCAGAUGCCCAAAGAGACCAAAAUGGUUCCAAUCCCUUAUCAGCCAACUCUCUUGAUAGUACGGGUUGGAAUUGCCAAAACUACGCCCCUUCCAGCGAUCGUCAGCAUACAAGCUCCAUGGAAAUAUUGUCUAGUUCGCUGACAGCAAAAGAACUUCAUCCACAUUUUUCGACUACAGCCAAUCCAGAAAAGAAUGACUGGGCGCUUCACAUGGGAAACAUCGAUACCUGCAGCGGUCACGCUGAAGCAGGGAAUGUGCGUGUUUAUGAGGGUGGAAAGUCAUCUGUUUCACAUCAUAGUUGCCAAUUUCAGACAUCGACACAAAAUGCAACAUCAGUGGAUUCAGUUCUACAUAGGACUGGAUCAGUCCCGGCAUUAGAAGCAACAACCAGACAUCUGACUAUCCUAGAUCCUGUACGACACACAAGCCCAGGCACAGAUACAGACCCAUGCUCGGAAAUCAGGCGUGACUCAACUAAUCUCAAUUCAGUAGACAUCGAAAAUGAUACCAAUCUGAACCGUGAGAACCAAAAGCAAAAACGACAAGAGGAGAUAUCUGAUCCAGAACAUCAACGGAAUAUGGAAUGGAUUACACGAGCAAAAUAUGACUUCCAUGGUCAAACGUCAAAGGAACUGGCUGUCAAAAAGGGAGACUCGGUCUUUAUCCACAGACAGAGAGAUAACAACUGGUUUGUGGCCGAAUGCAAAGGAAACAGAGGCUUGCUCCCAGUUUGCUAUGUGGAGUCCCCUUCUGAGUUUCAACCGCACGGAAAUACUAUCGAUGAAGUUGCAGUUGCCAAAUUCAGAUUCGCGGCUUUGACGAACAUAGAGUUGCCGCUUGAAAAGAAUCAGAUGGUAAUUUUGCUCCGGAGAAUAGAUGAGAACUGGUACGAAGGAAAGGCCCCUGGGACAGAUCGGAAGGGGAUAUUUCCUGUCACAUAUGUUGAAGUGAUUGGAAAACAACCAGGUGAUCACAUGUGCCACCGAGAUCACACGCCAACACCUGCAAGUCAUUUGAAUACAGAGGUGGCUUCACAGAGGUCUUUACAUCAGCUUCAUCAAAGAAGAGUGAAUUAUGACAACGCUCAGCUUGGUGAAGAAAUAUACUUGGCUUUAUAUUCAUUUGUCCCUAAGAAGCUCGAUGAGCUGGAGCUCAGACAAGGAGACCACGUUAAAGUUAUUAAAAAAUGCGAUGAUGGAUGGUACUUGGGUACAUCUAUAAGAACCAAGAAGUUUGGCACCUUCCCAGGAAAUUAUGUGCGAAAAUUUGAGUCGGUUUAAUAACCAUUAACCAAGUUACAGACUGUAUUAGGAAAUGCUUUAAAAUAGCCCGGAAAUGGAAAGAAUGUCCAAUCUGUAAUGACGAUCAAAAUGACAAUGGUCAAAUUAAAUUGACUGGAAUUUC
Messenger RNA from Amblyraja radiata (thorny skate), 2420 nucleotides. RefSeq lists its product as uncharacterized. Gene Ontology annotation, cellular component: plasma membrane. The transcript is spliced from 19 exons. The record is from RefSeq and is a predicted model, not a curated record. The coding region runs from base 290 to 2296 and encodes 668 amino acids. Gene Ontology annotation, molecular function: protein binding. Lineage: Eukaryota; Metazoa; Chordata; Chondrichthyes; Rajiformes; Rajidae.